AUGUCCGGAAAACCACCAGUAUAUAGGUUACCUCCCUUACCCAGACUAAAAGUGAAGAAACCCAUCAUCAGACAAGAAGCAAACAAAUGUUUGGUUUUAAUGUCAAAUUUAUUGCAAUGCUGGUCUUCAUAUGGCCACAUGAACCCUAAGUGUGCCGCUUUGGUGACAGAACUGAAAAGUUGCACCAGUGAAAAUGCCCUCGGGAAAAGAAAUAACGUACAGAAGAGUAAUAUAAAUUACCAUGCUGCUAGAUUAUACGAUAAGAUUAACGGUAAACCUCAUGAUUAA
Messenger RNA from Saccharomyces eubayanus, 288 nucleotides. It is a transcript of the gene MRP10, whose product is annotated as mitochondrial 37S ribosomal protein mS37. NCBI's taxonomy places the organism in Eukaryota, Fungi, Ascomycota, Saccharomycetes, Saccharomycetales, Saccharomycetaceae. Bases 1 to 288 code for a protein of 95 amino acids. Gene Ontology annotation, biological process: mitochondrial translation. Gene Ontology annotation, cellular component: mitochondrial small ribosomal subunit. The transcript has a single exon. Gene Ontology annotation, molecular function: structural constituent of ribosome. The record is from RefSeq and is a predicted model, not a curated record.